AUGUCUCUCUACUUCUACGAGCCUUCUUACCACUUUGACCGCGUCUUCGACCGGCUAUUCGACUCGGCCUUUUCGCCUUUGAUUAACAACCAGUCUUCAGUUCGAAAUGGAGACGCUGCUAGUACAGUGAAUCUACCAGUGAAGCCAAGAAUGGACUUGCACGAAAACGCUGACAAGAACACGGUCACCGCGACGUUCGAGCUACCUGGCCUCAAGAAAGAGGACGUCCAGAUCGACGUUCACGAUGGUCGAUUGACAAUCUCUGGCGAAAGCAAGGUGUCUUCAGAACACAACGAGGACGGGUAUGCCGUUCGCGAGAGGAGAUAUGGAAGCUUUGCUCGAGCAUUGCAGCUCCCUCGAGGUGUAAAGGACGAAGAAAUCAAGGCCUCAAUGGAGAAUGGUGUUUUGACUGUGACGUUCCCAAAGUCGACGCCAGAGGCCGAGCCCAAGAAAAUAACAAUCUCCUGA
Messenger RNA from Lentinula edodes (shiitake mushroom), 468 nucleotides. RefSeq names its product small heat shock protein. Gene Ontology annotation, biological process: response to hydrogen peroxide; response to heat; protein complex oligomerization. The record is from RefSeq and is a predicted model, not a curated record. The transcript is spliced from 3 exons. NCBI's taxonomy places the organism in Eukaryota, Fungi, Basidiomycota, Agaricomycetes, Agaricales, Omphalotaceae. The coding region runs from base 1 to 468 and encodes 155 amino acids.